AUGUCGGAGGACAAAGACUUGUCCUACGGAGAGGCCAUCCAGGAGGCCAGCAACUCCAUCAUCCGCUUCCCUGUGAUCCCCGUCAAAGGAGUUCCUCUCAUGAAUUUGAUCGCCAACAACUUUGACGCCGUCUCAGCUUUCUGUCCGGACUCCUCCGACCUCCUUAUCGCCACCUACCCGAAAGCGGGGACGACAUGGACCCAGGAGAUAGUUGACCUGCUUCUUCACAACGGGGAUGCUGAGGCAUGCAGACGGGCGCCCACGCCAAUCCGAAGUCCGUUCCUGGAGAUUUGCAGCCCGCCACCCAUCCCUUCAGGUCUUGACCUCCUGAAAAAACAGGCUCCCCCAAGAAUAAUUAAGACACAUCUGCCGUUUCAGCUGGUUCCGACUGGCUUUUGGGAAAAAAAGUGCAAAGCUAUCUACAUAGCACGAAAUGCUAAGGACAACAUGGUGAGCUACUACUACUUUGAUCAGAUGAAUCUGACCCAACCUGAGCCUGGACCUUGGGAGGGCUACAUCCAUAAAUUCAUGCGUGGAGAGUUGUCAUGGGGCUCUUGGUACGAUCACGUGAAAGGUUACUGGGAAGAACGAGAAAAGAAAAACAUCCUUUACCUCUUCUAUGAAGACAUGAAAGAGAAUCCCAAACGUGAAGUGGAACGCAUCAUGAGGUACCUGGAUUUGUCCCUCUCUGAUGAUGUCAUCAGAAAGAUAGUUGAGCUGACAACCUUCAAAUCCAUGAAGGAGAACCCAAUGGCCAACUAUACAUUCAUUCCAAAGAUUGUUUUUGACCAAUCCAUCUCCAACUUCAUGAGAAAAGGAGAAGUUGGUGAUUGGAAAAAUCACUUCACGCCCGAGCAAUCAGCGGAAUUUGAUGAAGAUUACGAGAAGAAAAUGAAGCACGCUAACAUACCGUUCAGAACGGAGCUCUAA
Nerophis lumbriciformis (worm pipefish) is the source of this 930-nucleotide messenger RNA. Lineage: Eukaryota; Metazoa; Chordata; Actinopteri; Syngnathiformes; Syngnathidae. The record is from RefSeq and is a predicted model, not a curated record.